This is a messenger RNA of Trichoplusia ni (cabbage looper), 1797 nucleotides long. Its product is annotated as acetylcholinesterase-like. Lineage: Eukaryota; Metazoa; Arthropoda; Insecta; Lepidoptera; Noctuidae. Bases 66 to 1712 code for a protein of 548 amino acids. The record is from RefSeq and is a predicted model, not a curated record. The transcript has 3 exons.
CAUUACAUAUACGUUAUAUCCAAGAGCUACUAAUACAUUGUGUACGCUGACCGUGUCGCGACAAUAUGUGGUGCCACAAGUAUAAUAUAUUGGCGGUAUUGCUGUGUGUCAUCCAAUAUGGCUCAGCAAUGUCAAGGAUUGACCCUUUGGUUGACACAAAAAUCGGCUUGAUUCGUGGUCUCAGAGCAAGCGAUGGUGACUACGCAAUGUUCAUGGGUAUUCCAUACGCAACUGUUGAUGAAGCCAACCCAUUCGGCCCGUCUACACCCCACCCUGGAUUUGAUGACGCUUUUGAUGCUUACGAUGACACUGCUGUGUGCCCCCAACUUGAUCAGUUCACUAAUAAAGAAGUGGGAUCAAUAGACUGUCUGCAUUUAAAUGUGUAUGUGCCUAAUUCAGCAAAUUCCAGAAACCGCUUACCUGUACUAGUUUGGUUUUAUGGCGGAGGAUUCAGAGUCGGAUACUCAGGGAGAUUUGUCUAUGGACCUCGUUUUUUAGUUAAACAAGAUGUAAUCUUAGUAACCGUUAACUAUCGGGUCGGCCCGUAUGGGUUCAUGUGUCUUGAUGUGCCUGAAGUGCCUGGAAACCAAGGUUUAAAAGACCAGCAGUUAGCUUUGAAGUGGGUUAAAAACAACAUCGAAGCAUUUGGAGGAAACCCCGACAAAAUAACAAUAUUCGGGGAGAGUGCCGGUGGUGCAUCUGUAGAUUAUCAUUUAACCUACAGUCAAGGGAAAUUAUUCCAUCAAGUAAUAAUGCAAAGUGGAACUGCUCUAGUUCCAUGGGGAGCUGUAAGAGCUCCUAAACCCUCCAUACCUCUGAUACUAUCUGAACACCUCGGUUUUAAAACGACGGAUACCAAAGAAGCGUUAUCCUUCUUGGCAUCAAUCGACACUAAUUUAGUGAUUGCCGCUGGAAUAGAAUUAAAACUAACCACUAGUCCUUGUGUCGAAAACGAUUUCGAUAAUGUUGAAAAGUUUAUUCAUGAUUUCCCCAUCAAUAUAAAGAAACCGAAUCUUGGAUACUUGCCUACUCUCAUAGGAGCCAACAAAGAUGAAGGCCUAGCUGAAUUUGGAGGCAAGAACGCUGAAGAGAUUUCCGAAUACUCUGACCUAUUUUUCAACUUUUUAAAUGAUAAUUUUGAUUUUAACACUGAAGAACUCAAUGAAAUGGAACAAAUCGUACGGAACUUUUAUAUUGGGGACGAAAUUGUAAGUGAAAACGUUACAGACGGACUUAUUCAAAUGUAUUCUGACUUCAAGUUCAACUAUCCAACGGCAAGAGCGUUACAGAAAUAUCUUGACAAUGGUCUUAAGAAUGUUUAUUAUUACUUGUUUUCCUACGAUGGAGGGAGGAAUUACGCAAAAAACAGACUCAAUAUAAGCGCUACUGGAGUCGCACAUGCUGAUGAGCUCGGUUAUUUCUUUGAUGUCUCUUACAUGGACAAGAACCCAACUCCUGAAGAUCAACUUGUGAUCGACCGCGUCACUACGCUAUGGGCCAACUUUGCUAAAUUUGGGAACCCAACUCCGCAGACGACCGAUAUCUUACCCGUGAUCUGGCCGAUGGCUACCAAAGACGAACAAUACUAUUUAAAUAUCGAUGCAGACCUGACGAUUAAAAAGAGAUAUUUCAACUCGAGAGUGGCUUUCUGGGAUCUGUUUUACAAAUUAAAUGAAAAAGCUGAAAAAGGGUACGCAAACAGCUCUAAGUAAUGUAGUCCAUGUUUCAAAAUAACCAAAAUUAUGUUUUGUAAAUAAACGCAUUUUAAAAAGCAUAAAUAAAAUGGGUUAUUACUAA